This is a messenger RNA of Pelmatolapia mariae (spotted tilapia), 5803 nucleotides long. It is a transcript of the gene znf142, whose product is annotated as zinc finger protein 142. The transcript has 9 exons. Gene Ontology annotation, cellular component: nucleus. The record is from RefSeq and is a predicted model, not a curated record. Gene Ontology annotation, biological process: regulation of transcription by RNA polymerase II. The coding region runs from base 373 to 5409 and encodes 1678 amino acids. Gene Ontology annotation, molecular function: DNA-binding transcription factor activity, RNA polymerase II-specific; RNA polymerase II transcription regulatory region sequence-specific DNA binding. NCBI's taxonomy places the organism in Eukaryota, Metazoa, Chordata, Actinopteri, Cichliformes, Cichlidae.
GUUAAUGCACUCUGUGAAUUUUAGUUUAAACGGCUUGAACUGCAACAGCGAUGAAAAGCUAACAGGGACGCAAAGACUUUGCGAUGAGCGUCUCAAGAAGCUAAUGAGGGUUAGCUCAGCUAGCAUUAAACGCGAGGUUAUUAUUGGCGUUUCAGUCACUUUAUAUUAUUAAGAGCGAUAAAAACUUCAGCUGCAGUAACUCACUGCCAGCUAAGGAUUUCUAUAACAGGCAGUCAGUAAAAGUGGAUUCAAUGAAGCAGACGGUGCAGCCUUGCGGUUAAACACAGCUGUUGAUGUUUUGUUUUUUGGAUCCAAAGGACCGUGGAAACCCGGGCAGUAGGUCUGACUCUGAAGUUCAUUUUCUACUACACAAUGGAGACAAUGGAUUAUCGUUGUGAAAAAUGUGGACAGAGCUUUUCAGACAGCAGCAUGUUUGCCUCUCACCCCUGUUCACAAAGACAAAUCGCUUCAUCCAGUAAAGUGCAGCUGGACAGAUUCAAGUGUUCUCGGUGUGCUGAGGUCUUUUCCAAACCAGCUGCUCUCAAACAUCACUUUAAAACCAGCCACAGUGACCCAGACCUGACAGGCCCGUUCUUCUGCUCUGAGAAAGGCUGCUACUUCAGUGUCUCGGACCGUGACGAGUAUCAAGCCCACAUAAUGUCUACACAUGGCCUCACUCUUGUCCACUGCACCUACCGGGCUUGUAAAGCGUCAUUCCUCACACAGGCUGAGAUGGAAAGCCAUCGGAAAGGACACAUGCCCUUUGGCUGCUUUCACUGCCAGUUUGUCUCUGAAAAUGCUAAAACCCUGAGUGGCCACCUCUUGGAGCACAAACAUCUGCCAAAUAAUGCACAAGGAAAUGAGCAGGAGCCAACACCGAUGGGCUAUAAGGAAAGCCGCUUGUCUGAGGUCAGCGUGUCACAAAGAAAAAAUCCAGCUUGUGGGCCAGAGGAACAACCUGAGAGGCCAGGUGGCAUGAAAGACACGACUUUAGCAGGAGAUGCUACAUCAGUGCCAUCCAAAGAGUACCUUGCAGAGGGAUCAGAGCACAUCUAUCGCACCCACACCUGCCCCAAGUGUCGUCGCUGCUUCAAGAUGCGCUCUCACCUCCAGGAGCACCUUCGUUUGCAUUUCCCCGACCCGAGCCUCCAGUGUCCCACCUGCAAGCGUUACUUCACCAGCAAGAGCAAGCUGCGUGUUCACAGGCUCAGAGAGGCCGGCGAAAAGAUCCACCGGUGCCACUUGUGUGAGUAUUCCGCCGUGGAGAGGAGCUCAAUCCGGCGCCAUCUAAUCAGCGUGCACGCCGGAGAUGGCGAAAACGGUUACAGCUACAUUUGUCCGACCUGUGGGGGAAGGUUUCGCCUGAGCAGUGCAUUGAAGGCUCACAUGAAGUCACAUAACAUCCUGUCUGACAGCCAACCCUUAGCCUGCUUCCAGGACGGUUGUUCUUUCCAGAGUUCUCAUCACAAAGACCUCAUUAGACACUCUGCCGAGGCUCACGGAGUCAAAGCAGUGGAAUGCCGUCAUCACGCCUGCGGCGCCCUCUUUAAAAGCGAGACGGACAUGGAGGAUCACUAUCGGACGCACCUCGCCUAUCACUGCUCAGAGUGCGAUUUCUCUUGCUCCAAUAAAACAGUCUUCCUCCAGCACCAGCGGCUCGGUCAUGCAGGGCCUGAAAAGCUCAGCUGCGACUUCUGCUCCUUUGUCACGUUCAACCCCGUGGAGUUUGAGCAGCACCUCGGGCAUCUGCACGCCAACGAGAAGAUCCACCGCUGCUCUCAGUGCAGCUACGUGACCUCGCACAAACGGGGUUUGAAGCGGCACAUGCUCAUGCACAGUGGUGAGAGGCCCCACAAGUGCAGCCUGUGUGAGUUCAAGUGCCGAGAUGAGUCCUACCUGUCCAAACACAUGCUCACUCACUCAGAUGAUAAGAACUUCAUGUGUGCCGAAUGUGGAUACGUCACCAAAUGGAAGCACUACCUUAACGUCCACAUGAGGAAACAUGCAGGGGACCUCAGGUAUCCCUGUGAUCAGUGUCCAUAUCGCUGUCACCGCAUGGACCAGCUAAACAGCCACAAAUUACGGCACCAAGCCAAAUCACUCAUGUGUGAGAUCUGCGCUUACGCCUGCAAGCGCAAAUAUGAGCUUCGAAAUCAUAUGUUGGCCAAACACUCCGGAAAGGACAGACAGUCCGCCGUGUUCAAGUGCAAAUACUGUAUGUACACCACCUGCUACCGUCAGGCGCUUCAGAAUCACGAGAACUGCAAACACACAAAGCUGAAAGAGUUUCGUUGCGCCCUCUGCUUCUACUCCUCCUUUAGCAGCAUCAGCCUUUUCCUUCACAAGAGGAAAACACAUGGGUACGUGCCCGGGGACAAAGCGUGGCUGGACAACUACGCUGCAAAGGAGAAGGAGAGGAGCUCGGCUGAAUUCAUGCAGGAUUUUUACAACAAGCCUUCAGUUACUCGCAAGCUGCCUGAAGGACCUCCACCUUCUGGUGCUCCUGAAGGUCAAAGAGACCAAGUCCUGCCUGACCACGAUGGCAGCAGAGAAACGUCUCCUGCUUCACAACCUGAGGAAGUUUUUGAUGUUGUUUCUAAGGAGACCAUUACAGAAAGUCCUUCGCCCAUCGGCAGUCCUGAGGAAUACUGUACCCUCGUUCUAACUGCACUCUCCACCUCUGACUUUCAAACCCCCUCUGAAAACUCUGCAAGGGCUCCUACUUUAGAUUCUAACAGGCCCGAGGCGUCACAAGUAAAAGCAGACCUCUCAUCAGAGGAACAUGAUGAAGAUAUACAUGAUAGCUACGAGCCUCUAAAUAACACAGCUGAACUGGUUGAGCCCAGAGAUUGUCAGACACCUGACAGAAACUGUGAAACAAUCAGUCCUACUUUUCCACCUGAGCACAGUCAGUCCUUACAGUCUGAGGUGCAUCUGAAUGCUAUGAAAAAGUAUGACAAGGACCAAGCAGAAGCCAUGGUGUUAGAGGGACGGGUGCAGAUGCUCGUGGUGCCAGCUGAAGGAGUUUACCGCUGUGAGAAAUGCUCUUAUGUCACCUGCAGAGAGAGCGCUUUGAGGCACCACUGCCAAGCUCUGUGCCACGGCAGGAUGAAGGGCCACAAAUGUCAGGCCUGUGGUGCGCAGUUCAAACAGAGGCGGGGCCUCGAUGGCCACCUUAAAAAGAAGUGCCCAGCCCUGCCACGGAAAACGAGGACAUUUGUAGGCAUUUCAGAAACAAGUGUUGCUCCAAAGGAGAGCCGUACUGUAGAUCAGGAGGGAUCCAAUUCAGAUCAGACAGAGCAAAAUAAAAUUUCCACUGAUCCUGAGUGUACAUCUCAUUCUAAGACCUUUGUUAAUGAUGAUGCCGCUACAUCCAGUGCAUCCGAAAACCAGCAAACCGAAAGUCAGAAAAAACUGAUCUCCAGUAACAAACAGCAAAAGUCCCUUUAUAGUAAAAAGGGUGGGAAAUUCAGAUGCAAGCUGUGCAGCUUCUCAUCCGUCAGGCUCAUAACAAUUAAACGGCACCUCUCGACCUGCAGGAAAAGGGAGAAUGAGACCAAUUUAGAAGCAGGUGAUGAAGGUGGGAAUGAGUCAAUCAAAGAAAGAGAAGAACUGGUGGAGAAACUCGACGAAGACCUUGUAAAAGUUUCUAAGAAACGUCAAAUUUUUGGCUGUCCAAGCUGUGCAUUUAAGUGCAGUCAGAAGAGAGCUUUAGACAGCCAUGAAAGAAAAGGCUGCAUGAGGCCUGGUGAAGUACAGUGCUCUCUCUGUUCAUUUGUAGCCAAAUCUAAACUUUCUUUGACCCGACACAGUUUAUGUGUUCAUGGCAAGGAAAAGUUCGGUGCUGCCAAACCCAAACGUUUGCACUGCCAGCACUGCACUUUCAGCUGCAAACAGCAGCGCUGCAUGACGCAGCACAUUGCACUCAAACACAAAGGUGCACGACCUCACCGCUGCCGCUUCUGCCCCUUCAGCACCACGCGGCGCUACCGCUUGGAAGAGCACGAGUCUCUCCACACAGGUGUCGGCCGUCACCGCUGUGACGUGUGUGACAAAACCUUUGGGGCGGUGACCAAAUUGCGCCAACACAAGAGACGCAUUCACGACAAACUGCCCACGCACUUCUGCUCGUUAUGCGACUUCAGCAGCUACACGCUUGACGACGUGAGACGCCACAACCGCAGAUGCCACACGGGGGAGCUGCAGCACGUUUGCACCCACUGUGAUGCUCAGUUUAGCUCAGAUGUCGCUUUGAGAAACCACUGCAAGCGUGUGCACCAGCUCCAGGUGCGUUUCUCAUGCAAGCAGUGUGACUACACCUGCAGCAGCGACAUCACACUGAGGGCCCACCAGCAGAGCAAGCACCCCCAGGUGAAAUGCAACACCUGUCAGGAGUCAUUUGAAACUAAGGAAAGCCUCGAGCUUCAUCAGAGAGUUCACCUGGCGCAUCAGUGUCACGUGUGUCCCUUUGCUACCAAAACGAGGCAGCUGCUGGCUCAGCACUUCUUGAGCGAACAUGAGGAGGGACCUGCGGAGGACAAGGCGCUGAGGUGCAGCACCUGCCAGUUUGCUUGUCACCAUCAGCUGGUCCUGGAGCAGCACCUCCGCUCGCACGGAACCAAGCGCUUGUACAAAUGCACCGACUGCCAGUACUCGACCCGGAACAAGCAGAAGAUCACGUGGCACAUUCGCAUCCACACUGGGGAGAAGCCUUACAGCUGUGAGGAGUGCAGCUACACCUGCACCGAUCCAUCGAGGCUGAAGCUUCACAUGAGAGUUCACCAAGAAGAGAAGAAGUACCUUUGUCCAGAGUGUGGCUACAAGUGCAAAUGGGCGACUCAGCUGAAAUACCACAUGACCAAGCACACAGGAGAGAAGCCGUAUGCCUGUGAUGAGUGCGACUACCGCACCAACAGAGCAGACGCCCUCCGCGCACACUGCGACACACAGCACUGUGAUGUGCGCCCUUAUGUUUGCGAGAAGUGCGGCAAAGCCUUCAAGACUAGCUUCAUACUGAAGACCCACCAGCGCCAGCACAGCGACGACCGGCCAUACACGUGCGGGUUGUGUCAAAAGGCUUUCAGGUGGCCGGCGGGUCUCAGACAUCACUACCUGUCUCACACCAAGCAGCAACCUUUCAGCUGUCGCCACUGCUCAUACAGAGCCAAGCAGAAGUUCCAGGUGGUCAAGCAUCUGCAAAGGCAUCAUCCAAACAUGCCAGCAGAGGAAGGUGUGGUAAGAGACUCAGAAGCUGGAGGCCUCACCCUGAAGGAGGCUCUAGAGGGGACUCUGGAUAAAAGAGCAGAAGAAGCAGCCAAUGAGCUGCUUCCACCAGCCAGUGAGGUACAGGAGGUUGCUGAAGAGGUCGAGCUAGGAUUAAACCCUGAAGAGAGAGAGAGUAACUGGUGACAUAGCUGUCAUGCUGAAUGGGUACAGAAAUUCUCAGCACUUUCCCCGGACAUCGACGUCGUCCUGAUGGCAACAUCUGUUUCUCCAGACCUCUAUAUAUCGUUCAACAUCAGCGGUGUCCUUACAGGUGUAAAAGUUAGUUACAUGAGCACUAGACGCACACCUACAUACGUCACAGAUGCUGUUGUGUGGAUCCUUGAUUUCUAAGAGAACCUCAGUGGCGGAGAAGCUGGCCGUGUUUCUGGUUUAAGAGUUUUACCCUGAAUCUGUGGUUGCAGUGAUGAUGCUGUUCAGAGGAUUUCCUGAGCCCCUGCAGUGACUUCCAUCACAGAAUCAGGUCUGAGAAUCUUUUAAACAUACUGUGUCAAAGAAAAUAAAAUUCUUUUCAAUUCUA